Molecule: messenger RNA, 1701 nt
Organism: Suillus subalutaceus
Lineage: Eukaryota; Fungi; Basidiomycota; Agaricomycetes; Boletales; Suillaceae
Exons: 4
Coding region: 1-1701 (566 amino acids)
Source: RefSeq, a predicted model, not a curated record
AUGACACCGGUCUGGUCCAAGAUCUGUCCAGAUGAUCCCUGGAGCCAAAGGAGCCCCUUGUAUCCUCUUAGCAUUGGGUAUGAGCAACUGCUGCCGCCACCCUCGCCGCCUGUUGCUGGCCCCUCCCAGCUCAAUGGCACUCUCCCCCAGGCACCUGCUGUUGUUGUCAGGAAGGGCAAAGGUAAAGAAAAAGCCCCCCCUGAAGCCAUGAGUGUGAGUACUGCGCCAAAGUCCAAGCAGCAGCAUGCAUCUUCCAAGGCGAUGGUAACAAGUAAGGAUGAACGGGAGUUGGACAAUGAGUCAAUUCUGGCUCAGACACUAGCAACAAAAAAGAAACUAUCACUGCCAACAAGGCUUCCCACUGCACUGAAGGGUUUGUGCCCAUGCCGCAAGUCAUUGGCAAGGUUGGUCAUCACAAGUGAUGAUGAGAGAGAAGGGGCAACACCAAACCCUGUUCUCAAGACAGUGGUGUCAUCUUCAUAUGUGGAGAUUGACAACAUGGAUGAGACGCCAAUCACCGUUGGGCCUGCACCGAAGAUGGGGACCCCAUGUGGAUAUCCUGGUAUGUGGCUUCCUCUUUACAUUGCAAUUUCUAAUGUUCUCCAGCCUGCACCCAAGCCCUCCAAGGCUGUCCCAGAGAUGUCCAGCACCAUUGCCAGUGUCCUCACUGAGGAUGAUCACGCCGACACAACCUUGCUGGUAUGGCUCCCAGGCUGUAGGUCUUGCAUGCAGAGGCAGCUGGUAUGCCACCAAGCCUACAAUACCGCUGGUGUGGAGUUGGCCGUGUGUGCGCGAUUCCACUGGUCAAAACAUAAGUGUGGAGGCAAGGGUUCUGCUCCACCCAACAGAGGCAAGAAGUCAACGGCAGCUGUGACUCACCACACUCAUUCAAGAUCUUGCUGUCAAUCACCAGUGUAUGUCACUGAGACUGCAGUAGCAUCCACCUCUGGUGCACCUGCAGGUGGGGUCGCCAAGAUGUCCAACACCUCCAUCACUGCCACCCCCACUGCCGCCAUCACCUCUGCUCCCACCGCCAGUGCUCCUGCCACUCCUGUUGUCCCCACUGCUGCCACCACCACCACCACCACCACCACUGCUGCCGCCAAUGUUGCCACCCCUGCCACCGCUACCACCCCCUCAUCUCCCACUUCCCACACAGACAAGGCAUCUGUUCUUGCCCUCAGGGAGGACAUUACCCUGUUGCAAGCAACAGUUACUUCCUUGGAGGAGAAGGUGAGUGCUGGGGAGCAGCUUCUCCCGGAAGCCAAUAGGAGAAUGGCAAAGCAGGAGGCUAGUUUCACAUUGCUUGCCGAGCAAUUGGCGGCACCUCGCCAGGAGUUGUGUUCCCCCAAACUCACAUCACCUGUUUCACUGUGUUUGCCUGUGAUGAUGAACCCUGUCUUAGCUGACUUAUCCUCUUGCAACAGCAUGAUUAUUGCUGAGACAGAGGUCCCUGCCCGGUCAGUGUCCUGCAAUGGUGGCAUUGUUGUAGAGACAGAGGACCAUGUUGCAUUGGUGGCUGAGGAAGUAUACCCUGAUAUGUCAAUUUCUGAGGAUGAAUGCCUCCUACAUCGGCACCUCAUGAAGAAUGCCCUGCUAUGUGAGUGCCCUGCUGUGUCGGCAUCUUGCAACACCAGGAUUGUUGCAGAUGAAGAUGCUGAAGUUGAGUCAGUGUCUGUUGGAUCAGCCACAAAGGAGUGA